AUGUCUGUAAACUUUCUGUCAAUUUUAUAUAGAGUCGUAAAUCCUAAACACCUGUCGUUUGCUUUUGCCCUACAUUAUCUUUCAAACAAAGUUAUUGCAAACAUCCCUGGUCCUAUCUUGUUUGGUCAUGUAGUAGAUUUGAGCUGCGAUAUUUGGCAAAAGAUUUGUGAUGAGACUGGUUUUUGUAUGAUCUAUGAUAUGGACCAUAUGAUGAAUCAACUCGCGAUUGUCACUGGUAGUCUCACUGGUAGGUUUAACGGUUUUUGGCGAAAUUACAGUUAUUUUGUUGCAAAAAUAUUGUUUCCUAGCCAUUUUCCGGGAAGUGGACGAACCAGGCACUAUUCACUUCAAUUCACCAACACUGAGGCGAAUAAUUGUUUUAGCAUAUACCAUAACAAAACAAAAGUGAUGAAAUAUAACAACGAAAAUAUAUUUUUAAGACAAUUUGUAUUUCAGCUAGCUCCUGUAAUAGUUGUAAAACAAAGUUGUAAAACAAAGUUGUAAACAAAACAAUGAUCUGGUUUCUUGCACUUCACCCUAAAAACAGCGUUCUAAAUUUAAACAAACAGUAUUUACAAGCUUUUAGUAAUUUUAUUCAUUAGAAAUAGCUUUAUAUAAAGACAAAACCUUAUGGUUUUCCUUGUGUUUGGUGAAACGGCAGCUUCAUUUAGUAUGUCCGGAGGUGCGGUGCCAUAGUGCAAGGAUAACGAAAAGCACUAUACAGUAUGGCUUACCGAAGAGAAGACGGCAGUGAAACUCAUUAGAAUAACAAUAUAACUCAUUAUCUAUGUUAGUCAACGUUUAUUUAUAAAUCUGGUCCUUCACCGUCACGUGCGUAUUGUAUUUUUGCCCAAUUCAAUAGUUUUAGGAAAGUUACCUAUCCUUGACUCAACAAUAGGGUAAAUUGGAAAUGACUGUUGGUGGAUUUGACAAAAAUACAAUACACACGUUACGGCGAAGGACCAGAUUUAUAAAAUAUGAAUGUUUAUAUAUUCAUAUUUCAUAAAUCUGGUCCUUCACCGUCACGUGUGUAUUGUAUUUUUGUCAAAUCCACCAAUAGUCAUUUCCAAAGUAGGACUCAUUGUAAUAUUGAUAGAUAAUGAGUUAUGUUGUUAUUCUAAUGAGUUUCACAACCAUCUUCCCUUCGAUAACCUAUGGGUUAACUGGUAUAAAAUUCAAUUUGUUUUCAUAUGAAAAACGAGGCAGCUUCGCCAGGUGAGAUUUCAUUUUGCACUAGGUCUCAGACUUGUUGGAUACAUUUUUCCGUAUAGAGCGUCGUCCCACCUUACCAAGAUGGGCAUUGUUUGGUGAUUCUGACCUAUAUAAUAGUUUUGAAUGUCACAGCCGGCACGGCCCUUCGUCCCAUCGAAGCUGGCCGGCAUGCAAUGAUCAUGACAUCAUGUUAACAAGAUUUGAGAUCUUCAUGUGUUUUUACUCAUAGUUAUUUUAAUAGAUGGUUAGGAGACUCGAUGAAAGUACAAUAUAACUCAUUCAGGGGUGUAACUUCUGGGAGGGUGGGUGGGAGGUGACCCCCCCCCCCCCAAUGUUUACAAAUGCAAUUUUGUCGGGCAACUUGUUCAGGGCACGUGCUAUUUGUUGGGCAAGGUUACCUUGCUUUACUGUAGUAAACAACGAAAAAACCGUAUUGCAGAAUUUGAAGAUUGACCGACGACCGAGUUUUGUUUUUAGCAUUGUUCUUAGCGUGUUUGGAUCAUGCAUUUCAAUCAGCAAGAAAUGAAGUACUAUAUAAACCUCGAAGAUGAUACCGCGGGCUCAAUAUCGAAAACUUGUAAAUGUGUAAUUGUUAAGCAAACGAGACGAAAAUGUGAGAGUUUAUUCAUGGUUUAGUGCUUUUUGUGACGCGUUGUUAUGUUUUAAAUGUCUGCUCAAAGCUCACGACGUCACUAGCAUAUUCAUAAUAUACAUUAGCAAAUACUUGUGUAAAACUACUGUCCACGCCCGUUUUGUCGGGCAAAACUUGAUUUCAUUGGGCAAAUAUUGUUGACACCCCCCAAAUGCUGAUACCCAAGUUACGCCCCUGAACUCAUUAACUAUGUUACUGUCCAGCUUUAUGCAAGAAUUUGGUCCUAUCUCCUCACGUGUGUAUUGUAUUAUUGUGUUAUCCAUCCGUAACUUGGACAAAUGUUCAAUUUAAACAUUGCUAUUGGUUGUGCGGGAAAAAAUACAAUACACACGUGACGAGAUAGACCCAAAUUCUUGCAUAAACCGAAACCAACACAGUUAAUGAGUUAUAUUGUACUUUCAUCGAGUCUCCAAACCAUGUAUUCUCUUAACUGAGGUUUACUCGAUCUUGUAAAAUUUUCUAGGAAUUGGGCUGGUGUGUUAUGGCAUCUCGUGGCUCGUGUACAAGGAAUUUGAACCAGUGGGCGUGGCGAAAAAAAGUUUGGAGAUUAAUAACCAAGGAUAUCUGGGUGAUAUGGAUAAAAACGGCACCGAUACGAGAAUGUAAUGAUGCGGAGGUAUAUUGCUGAACUUGCCGCCAGGACAUGCAUUGUAAUUUUGGAAUUUUAAUUUUUGAAUUUCACAAAUUCAUUUGGAUCAAUAAUGCGUACAAUAUAUUAUCAAUACAGUUAUACAUAUGAAUUAAUAACUUGAAGAUCCAAAAGGCAAGGUGCAUAUGGGUCCUUUUUCAGUCCCGCGUUCGUACCAAUAAUUUAGAUUUUGUGUACUUAAAUGUUACACAUAUUAGUACCCAAAGGUUCCAGAAAAUAUUUGUCAAAAACAAUAAGACUUUGAUUUAAUGUACUUAUUGUUACUUGAAUUAAUUUCACAUUCUUCUGUAUUUUGAAGGAAUAGAAUUCAAGCGCAAUAGCAAAAGUUGGGCAUAUUGGCUUCUUCAUAUGUAUAUCAACUUGUAUUUAAAGCCUAUAUAAGGCGUCAUAUACUUAUAUAUAGACAACCAGUGCCAGGCACAUUAACGGAUAUAACCUGUUUUGUAGGCAGUAUAUUUAUUUCAAUGUUUUGUGGUCAUAAUACACUCGCGGUGUUUUGACUGUUUUGAUUUGUAAAAUUGAAAAUAGCUGUAACUAGUUAACAGGGUGUUUAAAAAAGGCGAACCUUUAGAAAUCCACCUGAUUGUUAUAAUUUGAAUGCCAGAAUCCUAUACUAAACCAGGGCGAAGGGGAAAAAAACCCAUGGGGUGCCUAAACACAAUACACUCUUUCGAUAAUUACGUCACAACUGUUUUCAACUUAUGACCACCUUAAAUGGAAAGGAUUUCAAGUUUUUUUCUCAUGGGCUAUACACAGAGAAGCAGAACAUCCUUCUUCAACACAUGCAUGAAAAAGAAUUCUUUAUUUUGACCAAUAAAUGUGGAAAUAAGCUUUAACACGAAAACGAGGCUCUAGGUCAUGACCUGGAGCCUCGUUUUCGUGUUAAUGCUUAUUUCCAUAUUUAUUGAUCAAAAUCCAAAAUUUUUUUUCAUGCAUGUGUGUUGAAGAAGGAUGUUCUGCUUCUCUGUGCAUAGCCCAUGAGAAAAAAUCUUGAAAUCCUUUCCAUUUAAGGUGGUCCUAAGUUGAAAACAGUGUAGUUGUGACGUAAUUAUCGAAAGGGUGUAUUGAACUGAAUUUUAUCCAUGGAAGGUUCACUUUUUUUGAGACAUUCUGUAGUAGUAUUUUUAUUGUUAAUUUUUUCUAAAAUAUAUUUUAUAUUGUCA
Paramuricea clavata is the source of this 3676-nucleotide messenger RNA. NCBI's taxonomy places the organism in Eukaryota, Metazoa, Cnidaria, Anthozoa, Malacalcyonacea, Plexauridae. The record is from the annotation of a GenBank genome assembly.